AUGAGUGGUUGUUACUCUGGAAGUAUGGCAAGGUUGCAAGAACGGCAACCACUAGCACUCUUUUUCCACUGCGGAUCACAUGCUUCCAAUCUUGUAAUGCAACAUGCUGUAACAUCUUGUCAAUUAAUUCGAGAUUCCCUGCAGUGGUUGAAUGAGCUAGGUGUGUUUAUGAAAAGGUCUGGCAAGUACAAAGCGAUAUUCCUGACAAUUUGUGAAUCAACCGAAAAUGAAAAUCUGCAUGCCACAGCGAUCAAGCCCCUUUGUGCCACCAGGUGGUUAUGCAGACUAGCAGCCAUACAGUCAGCAUUCGAUCAGUGCCCUGCUAUUCUCCAAAGUUUGGAAGAAAUGGCACGUGGCGAAACGGACACUGCAGCCAAAGCAAACGGUCUACUUGAUCGGUUUCAGAAGGGAAAAGUCUUUCUCGGACUGAAGAUGGCAGCUAAGCCAGAGGCGAUCCUGGAACAGUUGAAUAGCGCACUUCAAGCAAAGUCAGCAAAUGUCUCUGGAAUGGUAGAAGCUGUUAAGACAUCAUGCGUCAGCGCACAGAUGAAGCAUUCCAUGAAUUAUUCUCUGCUGCCGAAGAAAAAUGUGAAGAAUACCAACUGGAUCCAUUGGAAGUGCCUCGGAUACCAGUCCCCCCAAGCCGAUACACUGGUGAAGCAGCUAAGUAUCGGCCUAACAGCUGUGAAGAAUACUACAGGGAGCAGUAUUUCGAGUUCAUCGAUGUCAUAG
Molecule: messenger RNA, 732 nt
Organism: Paramuricea clavata
Lineage: Eukaryota; Metazoa; Cnidaria; Anthozoa; Malacalcyonacea; Plexauridae
Source: the annotation of a GenBank genome assembly